AAAACAUUAAAGCAUUUUUAAAUUGUUUUUAUUAUUCUGUAAUUUGUCGUUGUAGCAACAAGUGCUUUAAUUAGUUCUAGAGACCAAAUCUGAAGCUGCGCAUUCACACACCUAGCAACUCAUCAUCCUACAAUACAGUCCACAAAUAAGUAAUUCAACAACAUCCACACAAUCACAAUCGCCCCAAAAAUUCAACAUGAACAUCCAAGAUCAAAAGCAUCUAAACCUCCAAUCAGAUAAAAGCACGGGCAGUCUAUCCAAUCAAGAUGAUGACGUCACUUUCAUCAAAGAGUCUUCUGUCAAAAACUUAUUAAAUUGGACAGACUGUGUAGAUGCAAUGGAAUCAGCACUAGUUGCAAUUUCAAACACAUCACAAAAAUCAGACUCUGAACCUUUUUCAUCCCAAACACCUCGAACCUUUACAUUUGCUGGCAAUAAAGGAGUUUUGCUGACAAUGCCUGGAUAUGCAUCAAAUUAUACUUUAAAUUCAGUCACUGGAAGUGAUAAAAAGCAUUCAACAUUGUCAUGCAAGCUUGUCACAUCUUUCAGUGGAAAUUCUCAAUUAAAUCCAGCAAUUCCUGGAAUUCUUGGAACUAUUUUGUUAUUUAAUUCUGACACUGGAAAGCUGAAAGCUAUUGUGGAUGGAACUGAAAUUACAGCGUGGCGUACAGCAGCUGUUAGUGUUGUUGCUACGAAAUAUUUGUAUUGUGACAUGAAUUUAAAGAACUUGGAUGGGAAUAUUGUGGGAAAGGAACUGGCAAUUGUUGGAUGUGGAACUCAGGGUAGAAUCCAUGCUCUAGCAAUGCUUAAUUACUUCCCAAAUGUCUUCAUAAAAGUGAAAUUAUGGAACAGAAGUUUAAAUCGAGCUGAGAAGUUAAAGAAAGAAUUAAACGCGUUGUUUCCAGAGAUUAUCAUUGUGAUUGCAGAUUCGUCAAUUUUGUGUGUCGCAGGUGCUGAUUGUGUUGUUACGGCAACAAAUUCCAGUCAACCGUUAUUUGAGCUUAAAGAUUUGAAGGAAAAUGUUCAUAUUAAUGCAAUUGGAGCUGGAACAAACCAUCAUUCUGAGCUAGCCAUGGAUAUUUAUCAGUCAUCGAGUGUCUACAUUGAAAGCUAUAUUGGACUAGAAACUGAAUUGAAAGGAAUUAAGGAAUAUGUAAAUGGAGAAGUUGGUGAAAUUGUUGCUGGAAAAAAGUUUCUUCACAAAAUAGAAAAUAGCAAAAAUGUCACAGUCUUUCAAUCGAUGGGAAAUGCCAUAGAAGAUGGAGUCAUGGCAAAUAUGAUUUAUCAAAAGUUUAUGAAAAAUUGAUUCUUAAAAUGGUUAAACUUGUGAAAUAAAGAAAUUUUUUUAUUUGAAUUUUGAAAAACUUUAACAGUCGAAAAAAAUAUUUUGUGCUGUUUCCAAGGCUCCCUCGAUGACCUACGCUUAUAACAGCCAUUACCAAUUCACUUAAUCCUCAGGAAAUAAUCCAGCCUUCUUUAAUGUCUCCUUAAAGCAAUGACCAAUUUCUGUUGCUGCUUCACAAUGAUCAGCGUCAGUUAUUUCUUCACAUUCAGUGAUUGCAGUCUGAAUGACUUCAGCUGGUAUUGGUGACUCUUUUUGCCAAGCUUCUAAGCCUUCUUUGCAGAUCUUACCGUCUUUGA
Chironomus riparius is the source of this 1641-nucleotide messenger RNA. The record is from the annotation of a GenBank genome assembly. Lineage: Eukaryota; Metazoa; Arthropoda; Insecta; Diptera; Chironomidae.